Molecule: messenger RNA, 1083 nt
Organism: Alosa alosa (allis shad)
Lineage: Eukaryota; Metazoa; Chordata; Actinopteri; Clupeiformes; Clupeidae
Exons: 13
Coding region: 144-920 (258 amino acids)
Source: RefSeq, a predicted model, not a curated record
AAGACAGCAAAAGGAUCGGUGUGACCUGAGGAGGAGGAGACAUUAUUGUAAAAUAUGUAAAAGACUGUCUCUCAAACCGCAUACUUCUGUCAGUACACAGCUAGUGCGCACUGAAAGCUGACUUGCGUUGUGCCCACUUUUUGAUGCAGAAGAACUUAUUUUGCAUGGACAUGACGCUCUAUUUACGGAGAGUACCAACAUCAUUACGUACAAAAAGAAAGUUUGAAAAGUUGUUGCUAUUGUUCAUUGUUGCUGCCUGUUUGAUGGUCCUUUUUGCCUUGAGAAAUGUUUUCUUUCCAGAGAUUUACUUUGAAAUGAACACAUCAUCAGAAACAUCUAAAGAGAGGGCAUUUGUACCCUUUGCCUUCACUUCCAAUGGCCACCAAGAUAAAGGUCUACAACACAAAUGCGGUCUUCCAACGGGUUGUGUUAAAGGGACCUUUGCUUUCAGAAUAAGGAGUGGUGCUGCAAAUGCUAUCCCGGCUACAAUGUGCUUUAACGGGCAAAUGAUUCUCAGCCGUUCACUGAGAAAUACAAAAGAGGGACUCAACAUUGCUGUAAUCAAUGCCCGAACAGGAGAACUCAUUAGAACAGGCACCUUUAACAUGUGGCAUGGCGAGGUUGAAAGCCUGGUAACAUUUCUGAAGGCUGUUGAAAAAGACACUCUUGUGCUGAUUGCAACAUAUGAUGAUGGAGCAACCAAGAUUACUGAUGAGGCCAGGGGACUUAUUGCUGAGCUUGGAAGUACAUCCAUCAAUAAGUUAGCGUUCCGUGAUAACUGGGUCUUUGCUGGAGGGAAGGGCAUCAGUGGAAAGAGUCCAUUUGAGCAGCACAUAGCAAACAACAAGUCAAAUAACAAAUAUGACAAGUGGCCUGAGCUACUGGAAAUGACUGGUUGCAUUCCACAGAAGAUGGACUGAAACUGGAUGAAGUUACUCAGCCUCAAGUGUGAUACCUUAGUGAGGUUACUCAGCCUCAAGUGUGAUACCUUAGUGAGAAAAUCCAUCAUAAACUAGAUGUACCGCAGAGCGGUACAAAAUAUGACCGCCGCCCAGUCCAGCACAAUUCUUCCACAAAAAUAAA